AUGGCGGAGAAGAAAUUUUUGUUCAUAUAUUGUAUGUCUCCUUGUGGUGCACUAAGGCUAUGGUGUAGGCAAACAGAGGUGCGGCAGCAUCUGAAGCGAUUGAAUAAGCCUGCAGUUAAGAGCAUCAAGAGCCCGGAUGGAGAUAUUAUAGACUGUGUCCACAUCUCUCAUCAGCCAGCCCUUGAUCAUCCUUUACUCAAAAACUAUACUGUCCAGAUGAGGCAAAGUUUCCACCCAUUAGGCCUAGAUGAUGAGAAUGAGGUGGCUUCAAAGAUGGAGACUAGCUCCAUACGUCAGCUUUGGCAUCAAAAUGGGAGGUGCCCCAAGGACACCAUCCCUAUUAGGAGGACCAAGAAGGAUGAUGUGAUGAGAGCCAGCUCUGUCGAAAGAUACGGAAAGAAGAGGCACCAUCCCUAGUAGGAGGACCAAGAAGGAUGAUGUGAACAAUCGAUGGACAACAAAAAUAAAUAUUUUUCUUUUUGUAUAUUCAAGUAAUUUAAUAGCCCGCAAGAAAGAGAGAGAAAAGCUUGUUAUGGAAAUCCUUCAUUAUGGAGGAAACAAUUGAUGGACAAUUAAUUUGAUAAUCAGAUAAGCUCUUUCAAUUAA
Molecule: messenger RNA, 606 nt
Organism: Phoenix dactylifera (date palm)
Lineage: Eukaryota; Viridiplantae; Streptophyta; Magnoliopsida; Arecales; Arecaceae
Source: RefSeq, a predicted model, not a curated record